AUGCCUUCAAAUCCAAAUCCUACACCACCGACCCUACUAGCCCACCCCUCUAACUUACCUCGCUCGCCUGCUCAGCCACACCUCGAAGAGCCACCUGAACCACAAGAUGAACCACCCGAGCCCCACUACACUGAUGACCCGCCCUACGACGCUGAAGACCAGAUCCCCUACCCCGAACCCGGCUCCGAACAAACCCUUCUCCCGCCACCAAAUUUCAACCCUUUCUUCACACUGGUAGAGGAUACUACAACCGGCGAACACUACCAUCCAUACGUCCACUAUGUCUUCGCCGACGACGACCCCGUCAUAGUUACCGCGGCCGCAAUGCGCGGGUUAGGGUUAGACGACACACAAUAUCUCCCGCAGAACGCCCCCGAGGGCGAAGAAGGGCAAGACACUGGAGCGGAGGGCGAGGUUCAAGACACGGCCGUUGAAUCACCCCUUCCACCGCCGAUACCGGGGGCUAAGGAGAGGUUUUUGAUCGUGGAUGUUGGCGCCGAUGGUCACACCAUUCUGGAUGCACAGAGUCUGUCGGCGGAAUGGCAGGUUACGAAUUCGGGGGUGAGGUCUGCACCCAGCUUUGACGAGGAAGAUGCUGAGCAGGGGUAUAUGCUGAAGGUGGAGGGAGUAGAAAUACCGAGGAAGAAUAAAGGAAAGGGUAAAGGGGAGCCGGGGGAGGGAAAGUUGAAGGAGGCGAGGGACAGGGCGGGCGGAGAUGUGUUUGGGGCGUUGGAUGGGUUGGUCAGUGGGAUUGAGGGUAGUCUGGAAGUUGCGGGGAAGAUUGGGGGU
Molecule: messenger RNA, 789 nt
Organism: Lindgomyces ingoldianus
Lineage: Eukaryota; Fungi; Ascomycota; Dothideomycetes; Pleosporales; Lindgomycetaceae
Exons: 1
Source: RefSeq, a predicted model, not a curated record